Ostreococcus tauri is the source of this 444-nucleotide messenger RNA. RefSeq names its product RNA polymerase II, Rpb4, core. The transcript has a single exon. Gene Ontology annotation, molecular function: nucleotide binding; translation initiation factor binding. Gene Ontology annotation, cellular component: P-body; RNA polymerase II, core complex. The record is from RefSeq and is a predicted model, not a curated record. NCBI's taxonomy places the organism in Eukaryota, Viridiplantae, Chlorophyta, Mamiellophyceae, Mamiellales, Bathycoccaceae. Gene Ontology annotation, biological process: positive regulation of translational initiation; transcription initiation at RNA polymerase II promoter; mRNA export from nucleus in response to heat stress. Bases 1 to 444 code for a protein of 147 amino acids.
AUGUCCGCCGCGGCGUGCGUCGGUCGUAAGUCCGCGGUCGAGGAUGAAGACGCGAGUGAGCUCAGGCUCGGCGCUGAUUUCGACGACGCCAACUGCUUGUCGCUGAGCGAGGUGAAGAUCGUCCUGGAAUCCAAGCUCGGGGAUGACGCCGAGCAAGCUGAGGAAACGUCGACGACGCGCACGAGAGUGUUCGAGAAGACGCUCGCAUACGCGCAGAGGUUCAGCGGGAACACGAGCGGGACCGCGGCGGCGGCGAUCCGCGAGCUCCACGCCAACCUAGGAUUACACGACUUUGAGGGGGCCGCGAUCUCGAACCUACGCCCGCAGGACUGGGACGAGGCGAAGACGCUCGUGCCGAGUCUCGAGAGCGACGAUCGAGGACUCACGGAGGAGAUGAUUCAACAAAUGUUAGAUGAGAUGUCGAACGUGCGGAAAUUCGAGUGA